ACCGCCAGCCCCGCCGCCAGUCCCCGCCCGGUGGCAGGCAGCGCCCCGGCUCCGUCCCCGGGUACCGGCGCCUUCCUGGGCUCGCUGUCCCCACGGCUGACGCCCGGUCCCUUCUCUCCGCGCAGGUCGGCGCUGACGACGGCGGUCGCCCGGCGGGGGAUCAGCCGUGCCGCAGCGCUAUGCCCGCUACCCGGCCGUGGCGGCUGCCCGCCCUCCUCCUGCUCUUGCUCCUCGGCUGCCGCGCCGCCGCCGAGGGCGACGCGUCCGUGCGCUCGUCAGGCCCGGGCGGGCAGAGCCCGACGUCCGGGACCCCUGCGGUGAGGGGCGCCGAGCUUAAUGCCUCCCGCCCGGCCGCGCUACCCAGGGGCGGUGGGGCGGCUGGCGGGCGGCCGCGUUCGGCCUCGCCCCCCAUGUGCACCGGUCAGACGGAGAUUAAGGAGACUUUCAAGUACAUCAACACGGUGGUGUCCUGCCUUGUCUUCGUGCUGGGCAUCAUCGGCAAUUCCACGCUGCUGCGGAUCAUCUAUAAGAACAAGUGCAUGAGGAACGGCCCCAACAUCCUCAUCGCCAGCCUGGCUCUGGGCGACCUACUCCACAUCAUCAUUGACAUCCCCAUCAACGUCUACAAGCUACUUGCAGAGGACUGGCCCUUUGGUGUUGAAAUGUGCAAAUUAGUACCCUUCAUUCAAAAGGCAUCAGUGGGCAUCACAGUGCUGAGUUUGUGUGCCCUCAGUAUAGAUAGGUACCGAGCAGUUGCUUCUUGGAGUCGCAUUAAAGGAAUUGGAGUGCCAAAGUGGACUGCUGUUGAAAUUGUACUGAUCUGGGUUUUGUCGGUGAUACUGGCUGUUCCAGAAGCUAUUGCAUUUGACAUGAUUACGAUGGAGUACAGAGGAAAAGAUCUUAGAAUCUGCUUGCUUCACCCCACACAGAAAACAUCCUUUAUGAUGUUUUACAAGCAAGCUAAAGACUGGUGGCUGUUCAGCUUUUACUUCUGUUUGCCACUGGCUAUUACAGCAUUUUUCUAUACUCUUAUGACCUGUGAGAUGUUACGAAAGAAAAGCGGGAUGCAGAUUGCUUUAAACGACCACUUAAAACAGAGACGUGAGGUGGCCAAAACUGUGUUCUGUCUGGUACUUGUUUUUGCCUUGUGUUGGCUCCCACUUCACUUAAGCAGAAUAUUGAAACUCACUAUUUAUGAUCAGAAAGACCCCAACAGAUGUGAACUUUUAAGCUUUUUUCUUGUGAUGGACUACAUUGGUAUUAACAUGGCUUCACUGAAUUCCUGCAUCAAUCCGAUAGCUCUGUAUUUGGUGAGCAAAAGAUUCCAAAACUGCUUUAAGUCAUGCUUGUGUUGCUGGUGCCAAUCCAAAGAUCUGUUGUCCCUGGAGGAAAGGCAGUCCUGCCUAAAGUUCAAAGCUAAUGAUCACGGAUAUGAUAAUUUCCGCUCCAGUAACAAGUACAGCUCUUCGUAAAACAAGCAUAAAAUAUAUGUUCUCCUACAUUAAUGCUGGUGCCUUUUUAAGUAAAAGUGGCAAUUACUUUUAAUGAGAUAGUAACGUUUAGAAAAAUCCAGUUCUGUGUUUGCACGGAAAAAGAACAUUAAAAGAAGUUGCCCAAAAUUGUGUCACAUUGAAAAGCGCAGAUAUUUAUAAAAUCAUCAUUUAUGGAACAUGAAGAAAAAUGCAGAAAGAACAAGUCAUUGUUAGCACUUGAAUACUUUUGAAUCAGCACUUCCAAAUGAAACCCGCUUCCUGUGCAUUAAACGAUCGUUUGUAUUCACUAUAACAGUUGUAGGAACUGAAGUCACAGUAAUUACUAAGCAGUAUAAUAUAAUGUUAAUUGGAUCAAAGCCAUUAUUAUAUAUAACUUAGUGUAUUAUCUUUUAUAAAGCAGAUUAACCACCAUCACUGUUGUGGGAUUUUUUAAAAUAAAACAUGAAAUACAUUGUAAUAGAAGUUGAAUGUAAAAAAAGUGGAAUUUUGUCAGGGAUAUUUUAGACAUAGCUAAUGAAAAUAUUAAAGGACACAGUUAAAUCACAAGUGCAUUUCACUCUGAUUAUUGUUUUUACCUAUUAGUGUUAGAAAGAACCUCCUGUGCCCUCUAUAAAUACCAUUCUGUAACCACUGUGCAUGUUCAUUGCAUUUGGCAGCACUCUGGGUAUGGUCCAUAUCACUGUUUCCAUGUUAUUUGUAUUUAAAGACAGUGGAGGAAAGAAAAAUAUACCAAAAGUAAAAAUUAAUACUACUAGAACCAUACAGAUGAUGGCUAGUAUUGGAAAUCAACUAUUUUGAACUGAAAAUGAAUUGAUUGUAUCCUGUGUAAACAGUGGGCAUUCACGAGCAUUGUGGUUCUUUACUUGAGACACUUUUGCAGCAAUUUACAACUGUUUUUACAAUACAAAUACUGUCUUGGGGCAAAAUCUUCUGAAAAUAGCAGGUACAAAAAAAUGUACCCAAGGAAAACAGGGAGAAUUUGAACUUCUAUUUUCAUUUAAAUCUUCAUAAAGAAAAUUAUUCACAAACUGUACUUGUAGAGAACAGUACUAUGUUGUGCAGUCGUUUCUGUAGUCCUGUGUUUAUGGGCUUAAGAAGAUGUGUGAUUAGUUUCUGCUUCUGUAAAUAGUUUAGUGAAGCAUAAAUAAUUGUAAAGUAUUAAAAUACGGGCAGGACCCUGCAAGAAGACAGAAAGGUAAAGAUGCCUGUAGUAAACAUGAUGUGUGUUGCCGGGAGCAAUGCAUGUUUUGUACAUACAUGACAGGGCAUUCUUUGGCUUUUAAUUUCCUAUUAAUUUGUUACAGAUGUCCCCAAAGACUUAUUAACAUAUUUUGUGCAUUAAAGCAUGAGUUUUUCAAGAAAAAAAUGUCAUGUAACAUGCUUUUAUAAAAGACAUGUUUUCAAUAGUCAUGGUAUUUUAUUGUAAUAAAAAUAUUUAUCAAGACUCAGGAAUUUUUAUUUUUUUUAAAUUUCCAAAUUUCACAUGUAAGGAUUUUUACUUUUUUUUUCCCAGUUUCUAUUAACUUCAGAUUUUUUUAAUAAAGUGCCUUAAAUAUGCUCAGGGUGAAAGCAGUUUUCAUUAAAAUGUUCAGUUGAUGUUAACCUUAGGUAGGUGUCAUCUCAUCUGACUUUACGUAGCUGCAGCUACCUUUCAGACAGCUAAAAAACAGGAGAGGUGAACCCCAUUCCUGGUAUUUCCCCCAUCAAAAGCUAGUAAGGGUAUUCUUUUAUAAUCAAGCUGAGGACCAAUGCACAUGCAUUUGAGCAUGGGCACAUAUUGUGUUUGUGCGUGUGAGUGUGUAUGCAAGUGUAUAUGUUGUCUACCGUUAGGUUGCUCUUGCCAUCUUUCUGCAACACAUGCACCCAACUGCUACAAUGCUGAACUUUUAUAAAUAUAAAUCUAUUUAAAGUUUCGUUCUUUGCAUUUUUACACGAACUUUCGCGGUAACUUACUCAUGGUAAGCCAUGAAUAUCACUUCACUUUACCUUGCCUGCAUCUAUUUCCGUGAAAUGCAUUUCAUCUGUUAAGGAUGGAUAAUCAAUUAAAUACUAAGUUUGAUACUGAUCAGUAUUAUUUUCAUCGAGUUAUAGCAUUACACUAUUGUACAUAUAUAUUAUUGUUAUUUUUAUUUAAAAUAUAACUGUUUUAUUGGCAACUGUGUAACAUUUUUCAUUUUUUUUCAUGGACUAAUUCUUUAAGACAAGUCCUCUCAGUCAGACAUAUAGGUUUUGCAAAUAUACUGUCCACUUUGGAGUUAAUAUAUACAUAUUAGUAGACUUCUUGUAUUUUCUGCUCUUAAACAGUUCUAGCUGAGAUUAAAUCUCAAUACUGAACACAGGCAUUUUCUCAAGUCUUCAGUACAGCUCUAUUCCUCCAUUCACUGAAAUCGAUGAAUGUUUAACUAAUUCGGUUGGAACAGAAUUAGGGCACAGCAAUAGUAUUCUUUCAAAAACCUAGCUGAUGUGCUACCUUGGACAAGGAGUUGUUUAGAAAAGUUAGGAAAAAAAGAUCUGCUCGCAGGGGUAAACCAGGUAGUCUAAGGCCAUUUAAGCCUUAAACAGGGGGUCACAGGUAGCAGAACAACUGUGCAGAGGCACAUGCAUCUUUAUAGGAGUUCAAUGUGCUUGCCCAGAGUGAUGUGACAGAGUAAGAAGAAUCAUCUGUCCCAAUGGCCUGAAGAGUUGACACAGCAUGGCUUAAGAUGAAAAACCAAACUUGUAAGUAACUACAUCACUUCUCUGUGUUUUGGCCUUCAGACAGAUUUUACUUCCCCAGCUGCUCUGAAUUUUGCUUGCAUACAGCUCUCUUGGACUUAAGAGAGGGUAUUUUGAACUGAGUGGACUCAACUGAUACACUGGUACUGCACUUCAGAGAAUCAAAUGCAAAAUGUGAUGGUUAUGGAGCAUCUGCUAUGAGCUGUGGUGUUUAAGUGUCCCAGACAGCUCUUAAUCAACAUGUAGCUGGCUUAGCAAAAGAAUGUUGUAUGUACUGAAAUAAUGUUAAAAGGAUUUUUUUUUUUAAUUGUUUUGUGUAGCUGUGUAAAACAAUUCUAUAUUUCAUUUUCUGUGGUCAUUUAAAAUAGCAACAUUUUGGCUCAGACAAUGUAAACAUACUAAAAUAUUUGUAAACAUACCAAUAAAAUAUUUGUGAUUUUAA
Neopsephotus bourkii (Bourke's parrot) is the source of this 4650-nucleotide messenger RNA. It is a transcript of the gene EDNRB, whose product is annotated as endothelin receptor type B. The record is from RefSeq and is a predicted model, not a curated record. Gene Ontology annotation, molecular function: endothelin receptor activity. The coding region runs from base 180 to 1472 and encodes 430 amino acids. Gene Ontology annotation, cellular component: membrane. The transcript is spliced from 7 exons. Gene Ontology annotation, biological process: vasoconstriction; enteric nervous system development; regulation of blood pressure. NCBI's taxonomy places the organism in Eukaryota, Metazoa, Chordata, Aves, Psittaciformes, Psittacidae.